Messenger RNA from Egretta garzetta (little egret), 660 nucleotides. RefSeq names its product glutathione peroxidase 1 (gene GPX1). Gene Ontology annotation, cellular component: cytosol; mitochondrion. Bases 1 to 381 code for a protein of 126 amino acids. Gene Ontology annotation, biological process: hydrogen peroxide catabolic process; glutathione metabolic process; response to selenium ion. The record is from RefSeq and is a predicted model, not a curated record. Lineage: Eukaryota; Metazoa; Chordata; Aves; Pelecaniformes; Ardeidae. The transcript is spliced from 2 exons. Gene Ontology annotation, molecular function: glutathione peroxidase activity.
AUGGAAAAACCAGGGGAAAAUUGCACCAACAAUGAGAUCCUGCUCUCGCUGGAGCACGUCCGGCCUGGCGGCGGGUACAAGCCCAAUUUCAUCAUGUUCGAGAAGUGCGAGGUGAAUGGGAAGAAUGCGCACCCCCUCUUCACCUUCCUGAAAGAGGCGCUGCCCUUCCCGCACGACGACCCCUCAGCGCUGAUGACCAACCCGCAGUACAUCAUCUGGUCCCCGGUCUGCCGCAACGACAUCUCCUGGAACUUCGAGAAGUUCCUCAUCGGCCCCGACGGCGUGCCCUUCAAGCGCUACAGCCGGCAUUUCGAAACCAUCAAGAUCGAAGAUGAUAUUGAAUUGCUUCUGCAGAAGGUUCCCAAGAAUGUUCUCGAAUAAAGCAGAGCGCCGCUGCCUUCGCUGGCCAGCCCCCUCGCUUCCUGCUCGGCUCAUUGCGCUCCCGCCCGUUUUUCUUGCGGAGGGCUGCUGCUCUGGCAGAAAUCCCAAUGUCUCAUGCAGAUUUUGCUUAUGAUGGUGCAUCUUCCAAAUUCUUGAAGUGCACAUGAUGUUUUCAAAAGCUGCAUGUGAAUGUUUGGGAAACUAUGCCGGGGAAAGCAGUCGUGAGUAACUUACUGUGAUUCUCUGAAUAAAAAAAAAAUAAAUGCUUACUUUAUUUGA